This is a messenger RNA of Mercenaria mercenaria, 4577 nucleotides long. Its product is annotated as sodium-dependent phosphate transporter 2-like. The record is from RefSeq and is a predicted model, not a curated record. Gene Ontology annotation, molecular function: phosphate transmembrane transporter activity. Lineage: Eukaryota; Metazoa; Mollusca; Bivalvia; Venerida; Veneridae. The coding region runs from base 520 to 2235 and encodes 571 amino acids. The transcript is spliced from 15 exons. Gene Ontology annotation, cellular component: membrane. Gene Ontology annotation, biological process: phosphate ion transmembrane transport.
UUUCCGGAUAUGGUCUGAUCGGGUGAAUUGAAUAUUGACAUGUAUGUGGGAAAUAAGGGAAUUUAUCUGGUUUUACAUAUAGCCAGGUAUUCAUUUAGAAAGAAUAAACAAAAAUAUCACUGUAGCAGCUGACAAACAGUUCAUGGCAACAAUGACAUGAAAAACAUUUUAAUAUAGUCUAACAACAUGAACUUUGGUCGUAUUGCAUCAUGGUCUGCGGUGGAAGUCACCUAGAAUAAUUUUGGGCACCUUAAAAAGUCGGUUAAUAAUCUGACCAACAUAAUUGUUGUUUCACUGUUAGUAAAUCACUGCAUUGACACUGUGCAGUUCUUGAGUUGACAAGACACAAAAGAAUCAACUCAUCAGACGGAAGUUAAAAAAAAAGUGUUUAGAGGAGACAGAUUAUCAGGAUAUUUAAAGCAUUUAAUUGACUUAGAGAGGUUUCAUCACAGAUUGCUGAGACAGAGCAGAUUUUAGUGGGAAGAAAAUCAAUAGCUUUAUUGAAAAAGCUAAACCAACAUGUUUACAAGUGACUACUGGCAAAUUGUGAAUGAUGAUUGGAUCUGGAUUGUUGUGGUUGCGUUCCUCAUUGCGUUCGUUCUUGCAUUUGGAAUCGGUGCUAACGAUGUGGCAAACUCAUUUGGAUCUUCAGUUGGGGCUAAAGUCUUGACCUUGAAACAGGCAUGCAUUCUUGGAACCAUAUUCGAAAUCCUUGGAGCUAUUUUGAUAGGUGCAAAGGUAUCAGACACUAUACGGAAGGGUAUAAUAUCUGUGGACCUGUUCCCAAAUGGUACUGAAGCAGAGUUUAUGGUGGGAAAUUUGGCUGCAUUAUCAGGGUCGUGCAUAUGGAUGUUGAUAGCAUCAUUUCUCAAACUUCCAGUGUCGGCAACACACAGUAUAGUGGGAGCUACUCUAGGCUUCUCACUAGUUGCACAUGGGGUUAGUGGUGUCAACUGGAAACAACUUGGAUAUAUUAUUGGUUCCUGGUUCGCAUCACCUUUACUGUCUGGAGGGAUCUCCACACUGCUUUUCUUCUUCAUAUUUAAACUUGUGCUAGUCAAGGAGAAGCCAUUAGAGCCAGGCUUGAAGCUUCUUCCUAUAUUCUAUGGGUUUACGAUAGCAAUCAACUUUUUCUCUGUAUUCUUCAAGGGAUCCGAGCUAUUACAUUUCAACAAGAUACCUCUUUAUGGCACGUUCAUAUUGACGUUUGGGCCUGCUAUAUUGUUGGCGAUUUUUAUCAAGUUUGUAAUUGUACCAUGGCAACGAAAUAAAAUUGAAAGUCAUGCAAGAUUUAUAGCGAAACAGAAAGAGGAAGAAGGCUUGAUAGAAAGUGAUAAAAAUUAUCAAGACACCUUGAAUGCACAUUCCAAAGAAGCGGCUGCAUUACGUGCCAAAUUAUCUGAUAAAGAAAAUUUGGGUGAUUUACAACCAAAAUCAACAAGUACGCCCGCCAAAAAGAAGAACCUUCCACUCAGCGUGAAAGAUUCAAAUGUCGACGAUAUUCUGGACGCAGCACAGAGCAGAAGCAAUAUUAGUGCUAAAAGUAGCACUUUGUUGAUCCCGAAAAUUGAGAGGGAAGAGUUCAUAAUCGAGGUUUCAAAACCCGAGGGAGACAGCAACUGUAGUAGCAAUAGUGGGAAUACGACAGGUAGCACUGCCAGUCUCGAAACAAAUAGUCUGAAUGAAGAGGAAAGACGAGAAUUAGCAAGAAAAAAAAUCAAAGAUACCCCAGAGACUACCAGUCUAUUUUCAUUCCUACAAGUACUUACAGCUGUAUUCGGGUCUUUCGCUCACGGUGGUAAUGAUGUAAGUAAUGCCAUCGGGCCAUUAGUAGCAAUUUGGAUCACAGCCUCAACAGGAAGUGCCGCACAGAAGGCCCCUGUCCCAAUCUGGAUCUUGUUACUGGGUGGUUUGGGAAUUUCGGUCGGACUCUGGGUCAUGGGGAGACGGGUGAUGAAAACUCUCGGGGAAGAUCUUACUAGGAUAACACCAUCAAGUGGGUUUUGUAUAGAAGUUGGAUCAGCAUUAACGGUACUACUGGCAUCAAAUAUUGGUAUUCCAGUAUCAACGACACAUUGUAAAGUGGGAAGCAUAGUGUUUGUUGGAUGGUUUAGGUCACGGGUCGGUGUGGACUGGAAAUUAUUUAGAAACAUUAUCAUAGCCUGGUUUGUGACUUUGCCUAUCGCUGGUGGACUUAGUGCGGCAUUUAUGGCGGGCUUGAGAGAAUUGGUGUGAUAACGGGAGAGAAAAAAACCAAAGGCAUCAGGAAAGAUUAUCGAGUACCUGUCAAGUAGUCUAGAUAAAUCAGUAUUGGCCCUCAGCCAUGAAAUGAUCAUGUAGAAAUUACGUAGAAACUAAACAAGAAAAGGAGUAUUGAUUUGAAAGUAGAAAAUAGGUAAAAAAAAAGUAUAAGAAGAAUUGUAAUCAGUGGAAAGGAAGUUCUUCAAAUGUUAGGUACAAAGGCAACGAAAAAGAUAAAAAGAACAGAUGAGUUAAUGAGAGUGGAACAGAUAAAAGUAGGAAUGUAAAAAAUAUCGAGAAAAGAUAAGGUAUUUUAGAAUGGUUAAGUUGGCAAGAAAGGAGUCUCUAUAACGAUUGGGCUCUCCCCAGAUAUAUAACUAUAAAUAACAUGCUGCCAGAACCUAAGUCUCUUCCAAACGGACACUAGUAUAAUGAUGUGAAGUCUUCAACUUCAUUUUUAUAGUUGCUCAAGAUAUUGAGUUGUAGUGUGUGGAAAAGGUACCUCAAGGUGUGUAGCUUCAAGGUAUGUGACCAUUUUGUGUCGAUUUGCAGUAAAACCCAACAGACUCACUCAUGUGUAGAAUAAUGUAAACUAUAAACUUUUUUUCUACCACUGAAUAUAAUACGAAAGCUGCCACUUUCCCAUGGGCAGUAGCUAUCAUCUACGCUCUUGCAGAUGCUUUGCAGUUGUAUUAUAUCCAGGUGCUUUUAAUGAUAUCAUGAAAGACACAUGGGUACCCUCCUCUUGUGAGGCCAGGAAAAUUCUCUUACGAAAGAAAUUAACUAUGCAUAGCCCAUCAAAAUGUUGGGGUACCAUUUACCAUACUGCAGCUCAUGUUUUACAUGAUAUACAAAGUAAAUGAUGAUCUGAUGUUAAUUAUUUUUCUACAAUGACAAGCUGUUGAUUGUUGAUAUAUUCUUAAGAGUUACUGUUGUGUACAUUUCUUGGAUAUCUUGAUUUGUGUGUUUCAUACUGAUAACUUUCAAUGUUUUGUAUAGAUAUAUGUUCAUUGUAUGUAAGCUUGAAGUUUUAUUUUUGUGCUAUAACUUAUUUUGUAUGUAUUUCUGUUAUGAGAGAUGAUACAAUGAGUGUAGGUGGGGUAAAAGGUGUAGACACUUUAUUUAUAUUCAAUUAGACCAUGUUUUCAUUUUCAUCUUUCCUUUAGUUGUAUUUGAAUAAUAUGUAAGGUAAUCAGUUUUACAAAUUCAUUUAAUUUUUUUGUAAUAAAGGGUGCAAUUAUUGGAACUGGAACUCUCUUGAUUAAACACCUAUUUGUAUACAAUUACAUAAUUAUAUACCACAGCAUUUUGUAAAUAGAUUUUAAAACAUGAAAAAUGUCAUUACCAUAUGUUUGGACAUGUCCUAAAUGCAAUUAAAUAUUCAUUUUUAGAAGAAAACAACAACAGAAAUUAUUAAAACAGAAAACCUUUUAUGAUGUCAUUCUUAUCCCAAAACAUUUUUGUUUUCACUUAACUUCGAUAAGACGAUGUAAAUUGUUCAAGAUAUCACCUUUGAUAUAUUUGUCAGAAAUUUUGCAAUAAAUCUACAAUAAAUUCUCCUGCUGACACUGUUUAAAAAUGGUUUUAUUUAUGCUUUUUAUAGCAUUUUUCUUAUGUUGAAGAAAUUUUAUGUUAUUUUAUUUUCAUUUACUUUUCUCAUUUCAUAUCAACGUAAAUCAGAAAUUUUUUGUACGUUUAUGUAUAUGUUUAAUCCUGUAUGCUUUGAAAUUUUCUGUAAAAAAAGGUUCAGACAUAUUUCUACAAAUUUGAACAUUAACAGAGUGUGUGCUUUAUAUGAAAGUUCUCAGUAGCAUCUGUGACUGCCCGAGUUGACCUCUGUAAGGUGAAAUGAAUUGAUUUGGUUGUCAAAAAACUGUUUUGGCCAGAAUGUCAAUUUUUUGGAAACAUGAGUUAAAGAAUUCAAUUUUCUAAUACCAAAUAAAAUGGAAUGAUUUUAUUUUUUUAGGAUUGGCACAUGAAAGGAUUCAAAAAAAGAAAUUAUUUGUGAAAGGAAAAAUGGCCACCAUCUAUGUUUGCUUAUAAAAUGUUUGUGUUCACCAGUAAGACACUUCAAGUGGAGAGCAUCUUCAAAGGACAAAUAAUGCAUUUGUCAAUAAGGUGUAGCCAAUUUAAUAGAAUCCACACUUUUAGCUUUUAGAGAGAAAAAAAUUGCCUGAAAAGGGUGAAUGUGUCUUUUGUUAAGUUAACAACUUAACCCUAUACUUUCAUUUCAGGGCUUUGGUCUACAAUAUUUUUGCUGUUAACACAGAAAUAGUGCUUUCAUUUUGUAAAUAAUUAUCUUAAUAUGCAAAUAUAAAAAAAAAAAAAAAUUAAAA